This is a messenger RNA of Hermetia illucens (black soldier fly), 3482 nucleotides long. RefSeq names its product hybrid signal transduction histidine kinase A (gene Socs36E). The transcript is spliced from 6 exons. Gene Ontology annotation, biological process: intracellular signal transduction; phosphatidylinositol phosphate biosynthetic process. Gene Ontology annotation, molecular function: 1-phosphatidylinositol-3-kinase regulator activity. Lineage: Eukaryota; Metazoa; Arthropoda; Insecta; Diptera; Stratiomyidae. Gene Ontology annotation, cellular component: phosphatidylinositol 3-kinase complex. The record is from RefSeq and is a predicted model, not a curated record. Bases 808 to 2538 code for a protein of 576 amino acids.
AGCUAGCCGCUUGCACAGUCUUUAGUUUUCUGCCAGUCGAGGUGGACGUGUACUUUCUGCAUCUUACUUUAGUCUUACUGAGUUCCCGAGUUUCUUAGCUGGAUUGAAUUGAAAAAGUAUCUUUUGUGACCCGGGUCAGAUUGAUUAGUUUGAAUGGAGAUAGAUGAGCGCUUGUAAGGAUACCGUACAUAGCCACCCUCUAGUCAUCAGGAAGUCAGGAGCUAGUUCUUCCCUUUACCUCGUCGCCCAAUUAGCAUGCGAAUAAUUUGUUUAGCGCGAAUGCCUUUGCACUAGUACACGAUUUUCGUACAUCAUCGCGCGAAAGUUUCCGCUGCAACCCCCAACACACUAUUGCCAGUCAGUCGCAGGCAAAUGAAUUCGUGAUGUAAGAAGGAGAAAUGAUAGUGCAAGAAAAGUAUCUGAAAAGUGCUAAGUGUUGCUAAGUGAAUUGAGUGUGGUUUUCCGAAAACACCGAAACAGUGACCAGUUCAUUGCGUUUUUACUAGAACCGAACAUAGUUUUGGCUCGAUUACCGCUAGCCAGGUCAGCAGAAUCGUAGUAGUUCCCACAACCAUAGUUGGAGGAGCCAGCACUGGAGCGUGUACGGAGGGAAUACCAAUUAAUUUGCUUAACUCAGCGAUCGUGCAAUUCCAAUAAAAUCCAAGAGGUGAACUCUCUACAAGCAUCUGUGCGCUGCAUCCGGAAAAUUCCCAAAAUAAAAUGAUAAUCAUUACUACACAAUAAACUUGACUCUACUAUACGCGAACGUGAACGAGCGGUGAAUUAAUUCACGUUAUUUACGUACUCAUGGGGCAACGCCUUAAUAAAAUACCUUCGCGGGAAACAGCCCAAAAUCAAGGCGAAAACACCAAUCCUUCAAAUUCAAAUCAAACACAUUCUGAUCAAGGAUCAGUAAGAAGCUCUUCAACGCCUGUAAAGUUGAUUCCAGCCAAAGUUGAAAGGACUGAAGAAAGUUCCGGAGAUAGAACCAGGACCCUAUCCCUCACUGAGGGUCAAUCAUUGGAGUCCUCUUCACCGAAUCAAGUGAUAAUACGAAUUCAACUGACAAAAAUGGAGAACAACAAUAACAGCACUGAAAAUCUCGAUGACAUGGCAACUGGGAUCUACGACAAUAACUUGAAUAUAACAUGUAGUGCACAUUCUAUAAUAAACGUAACAGUUAGUAAUAACAUUGCCUGUGAUGCCCCAAAUUCGCUAUCAAACAAUCUAAACGACAGAAAUUGCAACCAAGAAAAACCCAGCAAUAUCCACAGUUUAAAUAUUGUCGAAGACCACAGCCCUGUGGAGACAGCUUCAUUGGAAAACAAUUUGAAUCAACCUGAAAACAGGGUGGAGAGAAGGCAGACUAAUAAUUCAGUUCCUGGAAAUGAUAAUAGGACGAGUCACAAUGUGAGCAGUAGUAAUGCUAGUUUCAGGGCGAAUAUUUUACCAAAUAAUAGUUCAAACAUGUCAAUGGUAGCUGCUGAUCAGCCGGCUGCAUCGACAACGUGUUGUGCUGCUAAUGCCAAUGGCACGUCGUGUAAUUGUAAUGAACAUGUGGAACACAAUUGCAACUCUGGGCACAAUUCGUUAUGUGCGGAAUCAAAUCGUGAAGGUGAUCGACGACAUUGUUGCCGCACUCCAAAAAAGUUUUCCAGGGCCUACCCAUCAGCGCUGCGAUGUUGCCGGUGUGCCGGUCGUGAAUCUCCAAAUAUCAGCGUAAUUAAUAACCAACCAUCAACAUCACGGCAUGUAGAAGCCCGUGGAAAUCACUAUAGAAAUAGUUUUGUACCGAAUGUCAGUCGCCCGAAUAAUACUGCAGCUGUGUCAUCAAUUAGGCCCGCUGAUACCCCACCACCACCACAUCAAAUUCUGGUGCUAUCAGUUGGACCAGAUUUCCUGUGUCAUCCCCAGGCAUUAGCGCCAGGUUUCCCCCAGGAAAUCGGUUGGUUCUUAUCAACAGGAAGUGUUUUGGGAGUGGGAUCCGUUGCUGGACCAAUGGUUCACUCUCAGGCUGAUUACAGUCAUUGCUUGGUUCCUGAUCUAGAAAGGAUCAUAAAUUGUAGCUUUUACUGGGGCAAAAUGGACAGGUAUGAGGCAGAACGGCUACUGGAGGGCAAACCAGAAGGAACCUUCCUACUCCGCGAUUCAGCACAAGAAGAAUACCUGUUCUCGGUCACAUUCAGAAAGUAUGGUCGUUCGUUACAUGCACGCAUCGAACAAAUGGGUCACAAAUUCAGUUUUGACUGUCACGACCCCGGCGUAUUCACAGCCAGCACUGUUACAGGACUUUUGGAACACUACAAAGAUCCCUCCUGCGUGAUGUUCUUCGAGCCCAUGCUAACUAUCCCGCUACAUCGUAACUUUUCAUUCUCACUGCAGCAGCUUUGCCGUGCUACGAUCGUCAGUCAUAUCAAAUACGAUGGCAUCAAUGAACUCCAGCUGCCCAGCAGUUUGAAAGCGUAUCUCAAAGAAUACCAUUACAAAUACAAAGUUCGCGAGACGCCACUCGACGAAUCACUUUAUCAACGUUCCUAGUGCCAACAAAUUUCAACAACAAAUGAUCAGUAUUCCGUUAAAGACAUUGGUUCUCGUUUAACUACUGCUGAAGCAGCCACUUUGCCCCUGAAUGAUUCGGCUUCGAUCGACGAUCAACCCUCAGCAGAUCGGCUGGUUGCUGCAAAGAGAAGUAGUUGCAAAUUCAAAAUGCUCCGUAGUUUUCGGAAGCUCUUUCGAACAAAAAAUACCAAAAGAAAGCAAACUUCCAGCGGCAGCUAAACAGAACUGCAGAAUCACAACAGCCUUUGUUGUGAACAAAUAACAGUAAUUCGCGAUGCCCAGUGUGUUUAUACAUAUAUAAAAUCGUUGUAUAUAGAAAAUGUAUGUGCAUAUUUGUAGUUAUACUCUGAAUAGCACUCUAAGCCAAUGUUAUUUUGUUUAUAUUUUUACAAUUAAUCUAUUUAUUUAUUCAGACACAUCUACAAGAAAAAACUCUUAAUUAUUUCCAUUCCUUCUCACAUCUUAACCCGCUUUUCACGGUAUUUGCUCGACAAGUACAUGCAUAUUUACCGUUCAAAGUUUUCCGUUCUAAUGUAAAUAUGUAGGGUGAAAAUUGUAGUGAAAUAAACCACAAAAACUGAAGCAUAGCAUUAGUGAAUGAAAAUGUUCAAGCAGGAUAAGUUAUGCGCAUUUAAAUGUGUACAGAUAACUCUUUGAUAGCGAAAAAUCCUAUUUAUAUUUAUUAUUAUAUAUAAACUAGCCAAGUACAUAAUAUAAGAAUUAUUAUAUUGCUAUGUAUCUACUACGGAUUGGAAAAAAAUCUUAUUUUAAAUAAUAUUCCUAUAGAAAAAAUGAAAAGCGUGUGUUGUACGAAUCAGUCUAAAAGUAGAAAUGCAAAAUGCGAAAAAAUUAAAACAAAACUGAAAACUCAAAUAGAAAGAAAACACUUAAUAAAUAUAUGUAGUUGAGAAUACAUAAAAAAA